AUGAACGCCAUAACGGUGAACAAACAGGGAAUAGGCUUUCUUGAACCGACAGAUAUCUUGAAUCUUUAUUGUGUUGAUUUUCAAUUUCUACUCGACUUUACUAUUACUUCGCUGCCGUUUAUGGAGCUAGAACUCGUUGGUGGACAUGUUGGCUUUCCUGACAAGUUACACGAGAGGAGAAUUGUACUUUUUCCAAAUGGGGAUAUAAUUCGUAACCUGUCGCAGCAAAUUUCCCCAUGUGCAAUCGAAGUCGUUACUUGUUGUCAUAUCACGGUAAGAUGUUUACUUUUUAUCAACUAUAUUUCUGGUGUUUUGGUAUUGUAGUAUGGAUUUUAGCCUUUUUAUUGCCUCUUGAGAAUCCAAUUUCAAUUGAUAAUUAAUAAUAAAUAAUAGUAGCAAUAUUUUCUCUGGGGUUUAAUAUAAUAUGCAUUUGGUCCCCAUGGCCCAUGGUGAUUAUAUAUUUGUGCAUAAACAGCUCAAAGAUGUACGUGUAUUAUCUUAAUGUGCGAUGUGUGUGGACCAAUACUAGGGUCAUGUAUCAGUCCAAUCCUGUCCAUUCUGACCCCCCAUCCAAGUGUAUACACCCUUGUGUAUUUGUAAGCUUAUUUAUGCUUGGCCGUGCAAGGGGGAGAUAACCCCUUGUAAAAUUUACUCAAAAUCUACUUGUCAGCCUGGGGCUAUUGACAUUAGAAAAUCUCAGUGUUUAUAUGAUGGUGGCCAUUCUGAUGAUGGUGGCCAUUCUGAUGAUGGUGGCCAUUCUGAUGAUAGUGAAAUAAUUGAACAUGCUGUCAAUGAUCACAAUGAUAGUUCAGUAACUGAUGAUGGACAAGUGAACAUGGAACACUUAGAUCAUGUUGCAGAACAUGAAGAACAACAAUAUUCAGAAAAAUUCAAGCUGAAAGGAACUAGUUUUCAUAAUCACUUUCAAAGCGCAUUACGAAAUUUUAAAUUCUGUCAACUGAGUGAACUAGAACCUCCAGCACUAUCACUACAUUUUGAGCCUGUAAAUAAACGGGAUGAAAAUGCGAUUGUCAUUGCAGAAAUUGAUGGUACUACUGAUCCUAUAGGAUAUACCUGGUUCUUAAUUUAA
Molecule: messenger RNA, 1090 nt
Organism: Paramuricea clavata
Lineage: Eukaryota; Metazoa; Cnidaria; Anthozoa; Malacalcyonacea; Plexauridae
Source: the annotation of a GenBank genome assembly